This is a messenger RNA of Westerdykella ornata, 552 nucleotides long. RefSeq names its product ARF/SAR superfamily. Gene Ontology annotation, biological process: intracellular protein transport; vesicle-mediated transport. The record is from RefSeq and is a predicted model, not a curated record. The transcript has 4 exons. Bases 1 to 552 code for a protein of 183 amino acids. Lineage: Eukaryota; Fungi; Ascomycota; Dothideomycetes; Pleosporales; Sporormiaceae. Gene Ontology annotation, cellular component: plasma membrane; cytoplasm. Gene Ontology annotation, molecular function: GTP binding; GTPase activity.
AUGGGUCUUACAUUCUCGAAGUUGUUCGACAAGCUAUGGGGCAAGAAGGAGAUGCGCAUCCUGAUGGUUGGCUUGGACGCUGCAGGAAAGACGACGAUUCUGUAUAAGCUCAAGCUCGGUGAAAUCGUUACCACGAUCCCGACCAUUGGCUUCAACGUCGAGACUGUCGAGUACAAGAACAUCCAGUUCACCGUGUGGGAUGUCGGAGGCCAGGACAAGAUCAGGCCCUUGUGGAGGCAUUACUUCCAGAACACCCAGGGUAUCAUCUUCGUCGUUGAUAGCAACGAUCGCGACCGUAUUGUGGAGGCGCGCGAGGAGCUUCAGCGGAUGUUGAACGAGGACGAGCUGCGGGAUGCUCUGCUUUUGGUCUUCGCCAACAAGCAGGAUCUGCCUAACGCCAUGAACGCUGCCGAAAUCACCGACAAGCUCGGUCUCCACAGCCUUCGACAACGUGCCUGGUACAUCCAAUCCACCUGCGCUACGUCCGGCGAUGGUUUGUACGAGGGUCUGGAAUGGUUGAGCAACUCGCUUCGCAAGGCUGGCCACAACUAA